AUGAGUGUUGCUAUUCCAGAGUUUGACGAGAAAAGUGUCGACAUUUCGGGACUUGAUUUCUCCGAUUUGGAGGAGAAAUACGAUGUCAAAGCUCCAAAGAUGAUUGACAAUUGUGUUAUUUGUGACGGUGCUCCAAUUGCACCUGAAGCCAAGGCACCUGUGUUGAAGAAGGUUUUGACCAAAUUGUUCUCACCAUGCGGUAAAAUUGAAGACUUGUACUUACCAUUGGAAAAUGGCAAAACCAAAGGUUACUUGAUUAUCAGAUUUUCCAACGCUAUGGAAGCCGCCAAGGCAGUCGCUCAACUAAACGGCAAGAAACUAGAUGUCAAACAUAGAUUGUUGGUCAACAAGUUGACUGAUAUUGACGAAUACGUUCUUUCUGGUAAGAUCCAGGAUGAUUUUGAAGCCCCAGAAUUCCCACCAUUUACAGAAAUAGGCCAUUUGAACUCCUGGUUAUUAGAUCCAAAGGGUAGAGAUCAAUUUUUGAUGAACUUCGAUCAAUCAGUUGGUGUUUAUUGGUACAGAAAGAACCUAGAAAAUGAGCCUGUUAUUGAACCACGUAUGCAGUGGACCUCGACCUACAUGAAGUGGUCGCCAAAGGGUAAGUAUUUAUUUUCGAUGUUCCCACAAGGUGUUCAAUCAUGGGGUGGUCCAGAGUUCCAGAGAAUCCAUAGACAUUUGCACCCAGGAGUUAGAUUAAUCGAUUUCUCACCAAAUGAAAAGUACUUGGUGACUCUAUCCCCAGAACCCAUCAUGGAUCCAAUGGAGUUGAGAGAAGAGCUACGUAAAGACUAUCCUUUCAAGGCUGAAGAUAUCGGUAAGAAGCUAGUUAUUUGGGAUAUUUCUAUUGGUGUCCCAGUCAAGACAUUUGCACUCCCACCUGAUUUAGAAAACGCUACUAGAAUGCCAUGGCCUUUGAUCAAAUGGUCUUACGAUGAUAAAUAUUGUGCAAGACAAGGACCGGAUGCAGUUGCAAUUUACGAGACAGAAAAGGACUUCCAAUUACUGGACAAGAAGUUGUUGAAGAUCGAAGGUGUUCAGGAUUUCGAGUUUGCCCCAGCGGGUGUUAGGCUUGUGAACUCUAAGAAGACCGACCCAUUAGACGUCAUCAUUUCAUACUGGACACCAGAAACCGAAAAUCAAUCUGCUAAAGUUUCUGUUAUGCAAAUACCUAACAAGGCUGUUUUGAGAACGAUUCCAUUAGUUCAAGUCCAGGAUAUCAAGCUUAACUGGCAUGAUUCAGGUAAGUACCUCUGUUGUAAUGUUACCAGACACACAAAAUCAAAGAAGACGUUCUUCUCCAACUUACAUAUUUUCCAACUUUUUGAAAAGGAUAUCCCUGUUGAUAAAGUUGAACUUCAAGAAUUGGUUUUGAACUUCAAAUGGGAAAAUCGUUCGAACAAGUUUGUCACUAUCUCCAAGUCAGAUAAGGGUGAACUUGGUGCAUCCAACCUUGGUGCCGAGUCCAAUACCACUACUUUCUUUGACGUCGAAGAGGUCAGAGUUGGUACGGGUAAGAACUUAACCACCUUGAAGAAAUGGGUUCCAUUAACGUCUAUCAGCAACUCGUUCGAAGACAUCAGCUGGGCACCACAAGGACGUUUUGUUAUUUUGACGUCUUUUGGACUGGCAUCGACACAACUCAAAUUUUUUGAUGUAGAAUUCGACGGUGACAAACCAAAGGACCAGAACAAAAAGGUUCAAUCCAACUUGAAGCUUUUGACAACACACAACUUUGCCGGUUUGUGUGAAUUGCAAUGGGAAUCUAGCGGUAGAUUUGUGACUGCGGUUUCAUCAACUUGGAAGACGAAGGUGAAUAACGGUUACACAAUCUACGACUGCGCAGGUCAUGUCUUGAAGGAGGAGCAGAUCGAUGCAUUCAAGGAGUUCCAAUGGCGCCCAAGACCAGAGUCGUUAUUGACUUCGAGCGACAAGAAAAGGGUAAGAAAGAACUUGAAGGAGUACGCUGCUCAAUUCGAAGAGUCCGAUACUAUGGAUACCAAUGCUGCAUUGCGUGAUUUGAUCUUGAAGAGAAAGCAAUUGCUAGCAGAGUGGACUGAGUACAGAUCCAAGACUGUUGCCAACCUUGCAUCGCUGAACUUACCUGACCACAAGGGUACUGUUGCUGAAGAGACCAUUGAGACUAUCAAGGAAGUUGUUCUUGAAGAGCACGAGGAAGUGGUUGAAUAG
Pichia membranifaciens NRRL Y-2026 is the source of this 2190-nucleotide messenger RNA. RefSeq lists its product as hypothetical. Gene Ontology annotation, cellular component: eukaryotic translation initiation factor 3 complex. The coding region runs from base 1 to 2190 and encodes 729 amino acids. Lineage: Eukaryota; Fungi; Ascomycota; Pichiomycetes; Pichiales; Pichiaceae. Gene Ontology annotation, molecular function: translation initiation factor activity; translation initiation factor binding; RNA binding. The record is from RefSeq and is a predicted model, not a curated record. The transcript has a single exon. Gene Ontology annotation, biological process: translational initiation.